AUGGACUGGCACUCCUUCAGGAUAGCUGCCCUGCUGCUCACUUCCCUGGUGGUGCUUGAAGUUAACAGCGAAUUUCAAAUCCAGGUAAGAGAUCAUAACGCCAAAAAUGGUACCAUCAAGUGGCAUCCCAUCAGAAGGCAGAAACGAGAAUGGAUCAAGUUCGCUGCAGCCUGUCGCGAAGGUGAAGACAACUCAAAGAGAAACCCAAUUGCCAAGAUCUACUGCCGAGCACUGAAUGCUCAAGGUCAAGACUUGGAGAAUCCACUGGCGCUUAGAGUCAGAGUGAUGGAUGUAAACGACAACACUCCCAAGUUUUCAAUGACUAAAUUUCUAGGACAAAUAGAAGAAAAUUCUAAUGCAACUCAUGACAUGAAAAAGUCUUUAAGUAGUCAGUCGGAUCCUUCUGACUCACCAAUGUUCAUCAUCAACAGAAAAACUGGAGAAAUCAGAACAAUGAAUAAUUUUCUAGACAGAGAGCCCCUAGAUUAUGAAGCCAUGAAGAAUCUACAGCUUAGUAUUGGUGUUCGAAAUGUAGCUGAAUUCCACCAGUCAAUUCUUUCUCAAUAUAGACUCACAGCAACUAUGGUCACUGUGACUGUGAUAAAUGUCAUCGAGGGCUCUGUGUUCCGGCCAGGUUCAAAGACAUUUGUAGUAGACAGUAAAAUGGAAGCAAAUCACAGAGUGGGAGAGUUUGUGGCUACAGACCUGGACACAGGUCUAGCUUCCACAAAUGUUAGAUAUGAAAUGGGAAAUAACCCAGAGAACUUGCUGGCUGUUGACUCAAGAACAGGCAUAAUAACUUUAAGAAACAGAGUUACUAUGGAACAAUACAAAAGGCUUAAUGGGAGAUAUGAAGGAAUAAUGCUAUCAAUAGAUGAUUCCCUUCAGAGGACCUGCACGGGGACAAUCAUCAUUGAACUUAGUGGCACUGACUGGGUAACAGGUGAUGGCAGUUCCAGUGGCAGUGGUGGUGACCGUGACCGAGUGACUAGUGGUUAUCAAAGCACUUCCACUGUGGAUCCACAACUUGUCACGGGAUCAUGGGGAGUCAGCUCAGGCGGUGGAGGCAGCGGAGUUAGCAACACUCCCAGUAGGCAAAUUACCGUAGAAGAACCUGAACCCUUUGAUAACCUACAAGACAACGUUCACUUUGGGCCUGCAGGCAUCGGGCUGCUCAUCAUGGGGUUCCUAGUCUUAGGAUUGGUUCCAUUCCUGCUGAUCUGCUGUGAUUGUGGAGGGGCCCCUGGUGGUGGAGCUGGAUUUGAACCUGUUCCAGAAUGUUCUGAUGGAGCAAUUCACACGUGGGCUGUAGAAGGGCCACAGCCUGAACCCCAUGAUGGGAUUACCACCAUCUGUGUGCCACAAAUGCCACCUGGUAAUGCCAAUGUUAUAGAAUAUAUUGACAACUCAGGAGUUUAUACAAAUGAAUAUUGUGGCAGAGAAAUGCAAGAUUUGAGAGGAGGAGAAAGAACCACAGGAUUUGAACUGAUGGAUGGAGUUAAAACAUCAGCUGCACCAGAGAUGUGCCAAGAAUAUUCAGGAACAUUAAGAAGAAAUUCAAUGAGAGAAUGUAGAGAUGGGGGUCUCAAUAUGAAUUUCAUGGAAAGUUACUUCUGCCAGAAAGCCUAUGCAUAUGCGGAUGAAGAUGAAGGACGUCCAUCCAAUGACUGUUUGCUCAUCUAUGACAUCGAAGGUGUGGGUUCCCCUGCAGGCUCCGUGGGCUGUUGCAGCUUCAUUGGAGAAGAUCUAGAUGAGAGCUUCCUGGAUACCUUGGGGCCCAAGUUUAAGAAGUUGGCAGAUAUCAGCCUGGGAAAAGAAAUAGACUCAUACCCAGAUCCUGAUCCUUCUUGGCCUCCUCAGAGCACCGAACCGAUGUGUCAGAUACCUGACUUAAGAGAUGGAGCAAAUGUUAUAGUGACAGAAAGGGUAAUAGCACCAGGCUCAAGUCUACCCACUUCUCUAACCAUUCCUAACCCUCNAGAGACCUCAAAUGUAGUUGUGACAGAAAGAGUGAUCCAACCAACCUCUGGCAUGAUAGGCAACCUGAGCAUGCCCCCUGAGUUAUCAAGUGCCCACAACGUGAUUGUGACAGAGAGAGUGGUUUCUGGUGCAGGUAUGGGUGGAAUUGCUGGCACUGCUGGNUUANGUGGGNUUGGAGGCAUAGGCAGCAGUGGCCUUGUUAGCACCACCAUGGGUGCUGGUGGCACUGGGCUNANCAUGGGAGGGACAGCCACUAUUGGCCACAUGAGGAGUGCCUCUGACCAUCACUUUAGCCAGACAGUUGGAUCUGCCUCCCCUAGCAUGGCUCGAAGUCGAAUCACGAAGUANANUACGGUACAGUAUACCAAGUAG
Messenger RNA from Mus pahari (shrew mouse), 2352 nucleotides. RefSeq names its product desmoglein-1-beta-like. Gene Ontology annotation, molecular function: gamma-catenin binding; calcium ion binding. The record is from RefSeq and is a predicted model, not a curated record. NCBI's taxonomy places the organism in Eukaryota, Metazoa, Chordata, Mammalia, Rodentia, Muridae. Gene Ontology annotation, cellular component: desmosome; plasma membrane. Gene Ontology annotation, biological process: homophilic cell-cell adhesion. The transcript is spliced from 14 exons. Bases 1 to 2352 code for a protein of 783 amino acids.